AAUUCAGCAGUUCUACAUCAUUUGUUUAAAACUGAUGUUGCAGGAAUUAAUAAUGUGGAUUUUUAUAACCUUUUAUUUAUACAGUGUAUUUGACUAAUUGUCCAGCCGGUAUUUUAUUAUGAUAGAUUUAAUGGGCUUAGUCUUUAAUUGUGAUAGAAGAAAGAUCAGUGUAGCUGAUGAGAGACAUUGUAAAAGUUGCUUUAAGUUACCAUGCAAUCAGAUAAUUCAGUAGCAGUGGAGCUAGAAAUACCCAGCCUCACUCUUGAGAGCCAGAAUUGCUACAGUAGCUAGCAGUAUCCCCAAAUUCUUUGUUUGUUUGUCCUUUGAAAAUUUUAUCCAGAUAUGAUAUUCCUAUGCACUUUCUUAUUCUACAUGUUUGUUCUUUGCAUGUUUUUCCCCCUAAUUAAAUAGCAACUGUCUGUCCAUCAAUUGGCUCCUUUCUCCAGGGUGUCAUGCAGAUUUGAGGGAGAAGGUUGUGGCUUCACAUAUUGGUUUUGGGAAGAUGCUCCAUGUAAAGAGCAGCAUAGACUAAUGCUAAGAAUGCAGAGAUGCUAUGGUUACAUUUUAAUUUUUUGCCAAUUGUUAGAAUGUCCAAUACUAAUCUUUUACCCACUGUAAAAAUAUGCAGUGAGAAGGAAUAAAAAUGUUCAUCCCUGUCAGAAUUCUGCAGUUUGCAAAGUCUGCUGAAUAUUUUAGAAAUCUGCAUUAUAAUACUUUGGCUCUGACUGAGCUAUUAAAAUAAUUAAGAAAGUGAAAACCUUGCUAUCCCUUUUAUCAGGCUAUUUUAAAACUUUCUAAACAACUAUUGCACCAUUCUAGUCUCCCAUUUUAGAACGAGAAUAAAUGCAAGUCGCUUAACCUUUUCUUAAUUCGAUUUUUUGCAAAGGUUUAUUUCUAAACAACAGAAUCAGCUGCCUUGGGAUUUCUAUUGGCAAUACGGUUGUCCUUUGAUACGUUAAAUUAUAAUUCCAUUUGGCAGUGAGGGGGGUGUAACAGCGUUAAGAAUGACCUUCAAACCAUUCUAAUACUACUUGUCAGAAAGCUCUCCUACAAGUAGGUCUGCAAAGGAGGUGUGGAUUGCACUGUGGAUCAAUAGUACAUCCAGUCUUCCAAUCAAAAUAGCUUUAUGGUCGAAAAAGAGCAGCUACAGCUGAACCAGCAUGUCAGCUGUGGUUGAAAGCAGCCAACCACAAUUCAGUUUCAGCCGGCCAAUGAUAGCCUCUGGCUUGAAAAGUAAAAGAGCCAAUCCGGAUCAGUGUCUCAUUUAGCCAAUAAUAAGAGUUGUCUUGCUGCGUCCCUGGUUGAGAGUACCGAUCGUGUUCGGCUGGUCUCGCGAGGUCCUUUCAGUAAAAGGAACCCCGUAACCCACAAACGUGUGUGCGCGCAGAUGAGGCACCUGCAGCAGCUCGGAAAUCUGCACGCAGCACAGUUCCCAGAAUAACCACAGUCCGGAGCAGAAACACUGGAGCGAGUGGCAUGUGCAGAGAAGAUCCCUCACCCCCCUUUUGGGGGGAAUCGCCUUUUGCUGAUGUCCUUUAAAUGGGAUUCUGUACUGAUGUGGAGCUCAUUCAAACCUCUGAGUGGACCCUACCAUUUCCUGGUGUAUGAAAGAGAGUACUUUGCCAUCGGAGAAUAACUUCCAUAGGAUGACAUGGCAAUGAUGAGAUCUGAGUUGAGCAUUAUGAAGAUUCUUCACUUGAAGAAGAGAGGCUGUUUUCUGCUGACGCUUUUAUGUCUGGUCAUCUUUGUGCUAAUCUUUUGUGAAUUCAUCAUUUAUUAUGUGGUGAUAUUUCAAUGUCAUUGGCCAGAAGUUAAAAUAGAAGCUCAUAGGGGCGACACACAGUCUUCAGCUUCUGUCUUGAAAGCCAUGUUUUUAUCUGAUACCCACCUGCUUGGUGAAAUCAAAGGGCAUUGGCUAGACAAAUUAAGAAGGGAAUGGCAAAUGGAGAGAGCCUUCCAAACUGCCUUGUUGUUACUGGAGCCAGAUAUUGUUUUCAUCCUAGGAGACAUCUUUGAUGAAGGGAAGUGGAGCUCCUCCCAGGCCUGGGAAGAUGACGUCAGGCGGUUUCAGAAAAUGUUCCGACAUCCAGUUCGCACUGAGCUAAUGGUCGUCGUUGGCAACCAUGACAUUGGCUUUCACUAUGAAAUGACCACUUAUAAGUUAAAACGAUUUGCAAAAGUUUUCAACUUCACUUCAGGAACAUUAAUAACCCGGAAAGGAGUAAAUUUUGUCAUGGUGAACAGUGUUUCUCUGGAAGGUGAUGGGUGCACUGUCUGCAGCAGAGCAGAGGCAAAACUCAUGAAGCUUUCUCAUAAACUGAAUUGCUCCCAACAGCAGGAACAGAAUAGCUCCAACAAAAGGUGCCAUGAUGUGGAACAACUUCCAGCUUCAGAACCAAUCCUUUUACAGCAUUAUCCUCUCUACAGAAGAAGUGAUGCUGAAUGUAGAGGAGAAGAUUCUGCUCUUCCAGAGGAAAAGAACAUCCCAUUUAAAGAAAAGUAUGAUGUACUUUCUAGAGAGGCUUCAAAAAAGCUGUUAUGGUGGUUUCAUCCUCGUUUGAUUCUGAGUGGCCAUACCCACAGUGCAUGCGAAGUGUUGCAUAAUGGGAAGAUUCCAGAAAUCAGUGUCCCAUCAUUUAGUUGGAGGAACAGAAACAACCCUAGUUUCAUCAUGGGCAGCAUAACACCAAUCAACUUCUCCCUCUACAAAUGUUUCCUUCCUCUUGAGAGCACAGUUUUUACUAUAUACUGUAUAGCAGGGCCUCUACUUGUGGUACUGAUACUAGCUCAUCUUGUACUCAACCCACCUUUUUAUUUUGCUCAGUACUUAAUCAGGAAGCAUAAAGCAGUAUGAAGAGCCAGACAUCUGCAUUCAGUUACUGAAAUACCAAAGCUGAGAACAGUCAAACAUCAGACUAUAUUCAUGCCAGCAAAUGACCUAAGUGGAUUGUUAAUCCAAAGGCAGGUCGCAUUUACACAUACCAUAGAAAUCCUACACAGUUGAUAUGACUACUACAGGAUAAAUAAUUAACUGAAAUGAACUGUUUUCAUGCUGUACAAAAAUACAGUAUUCUACAA
Molecule: messenger RNA, 3078 nt
Organism: Pelodiscus sinensis (Chinese soft-shelled turtle)
Lineage: Eukaryota; Metazoa; Chordata; Testudines; Trionychidae
Gene: MPPE1
Product: metallophosphoesterase 1
Biological process (GO): endoplasmic reticulum to Golgi vesicle-mediated transport; GPI anchor biosynthetic process
Cellular component (GO): endoplasmic reticulum-Golgi intermediate compartment
Molecular function (GO): phosphoric diester hydrolase activity
Source: RefSeq, a predicted model, not a curated record